Messenger RNA from Theobroma cacao (cacao), 1765 nucleotides. Its product is annotated as Glutaredoxin family protein. The record is from RefSeq and is a predicted model, not a curated record. Lineage: Eukaryota; Viridiplantae; Streptophyta; Magnoliopsida; Malvales; Malvaceae.
ACAUGAGUGCUGAUACUGUCAAAGAAGCUCAAUUCCUACCACACCCUUCAUUACAACUUUUAACUUUACCGCUCUCCCAAUGGUUGAUGCAGAAUUUACAGGAGAGGAAAUCAGGAUUUACAGCAGAGAAAUUGGGAGUUGGAAAACAGAAGGAAACAGGGGAAAUAGUCUGUAAUGAAGGAGGGGAUUCCCAUCUUAGUGAGUAGUGAUGGGAAAUUGAAAAGAGGACCUCCCAUCUAUAAUUAGGCUAAGUAUUUCCAUCCGCUGCUAAUCACAACCUCUAAUCCCUCCGCUUCCCUCUUUUUAAACCCUUUUUAAAGCUUUAAACUAAACCCACCCUCCCAACUACCUUAGCCAAUAAACUAACCGCUCACCUCUUCCUCCCCUCUUCCUCCCCCACCCCAAAGCCAAACCUAAAAAGAGUGAAAGAGCCCACUUUUUCCCAAACUCUGCAAGCAAAAAAUAAACAAAAAACAAACAAAAAUCCCCGCUUUUGCAGCUGCUCCUUCAAUCACCACCCCUUUCAAAAUACCCAAAACGAACCAGAAUAGAAAAACAGGAAAAGAAUAUCCUUUCUUUCUCUUGUGUUGUUUUCAUGUGUUGCAAAGUUUGAAUUUUGGGAAAUAAAAGUUCUGAUCUUUCUACCGCUAUCAAAUGUGGCGGCCGUGGGGUAACAAAAAAUCGCCGGUGCGGAUUCAUGACACUUCGUCUCCCUUCUCCUGCUCUUCCUUCAAAGACAUCCAGCACCUUUGCACGGAGGAAUCUUCUCUCUCUUCCGCCACCAAGAGAACCGCCAAUGUUUUUCACCGUGUGCGAAUCGCCAACUCCCUCCUCCGCGCUUGGGCCCCCGACCGCGCCGGGACAAGGCCCGACUCCUGUGGGAAAAUCCCGGAUUCCGUUACGGAUCGUUCCAUUUCUAUCCCGGGCGCCGACAAGCGCAUUGUGGUUUACUUCACGAGCCUCCGAGUGGUUCGGUCGACAUUCGAGGAUUGCAAGACCGUCCGAUCGAUCCUCCGAGGAUUCCGAGUCUCGAUCGACGAACGAGAUCUGUCGAUGGACUCCGGGUUCUUAAACGAGUUGCAAGGGAUCCUCGGUCAAAGUAAGUUGACUUUGCCGCGGGUUUUCAUUGGCGGGAGAUACAUGGGAGGUGCAGAGGAGAUCAGACAGCUACACGAGGCAGGCGAGCUCAAGAAGUUCGUGGAAGGAUUGCCUGCAGCUGAACCCGGCACCUGCGACGUCUGCGGAGGUUAUAGGUUCGUUCUGUGCCACGAAUGCGACGGUAGCCGUAAACUGUACACUGAAAAAUCUGGGUUCAAGAACUGUACGGCCUGCAACGAAAAUGGCCUAGUCAGGUGCCCUUCUUGCUCUUGUGCACCCCUCUGAAAAUAACUCUUUUCUUUUUACUAUAAAAGGGAAUUUUUGGAUCAAUUAAUUGUAGUUUUUGGUUUUCUUUCUUUUCCAUUUUUAAUUUUUUGGGCCCCAAGCAAAGGAUUUGUUGCUUUAAGAUUGUAAGAGCUGACUUUUUUUUUUGUAAUUUUUUGGUAACUUUUUGUAUUUUCUAGCUUUAUAAAGUAGUGAGUGACCAUUGAAAAGAGAGGAGAACAGUAGGAUUUAGCAGGCUUAAGCUUGUGUAACUGUAACUUUUUUUACUGUUUAUGGUUAAGAGGAUUUCCUUUUUCUCUACUGAUGAUGAACAAGAAAUCUGUCAAUGUCUUCUGUCGUAUUUGCUGUUGAUAUACUUGUUAGAGAUAGUUUCUUUACCAAA